GCCUUGGCGGUGGUGAGCAGCUUUGGCCUGAUGUUGUACAUCGGGGUGCCAUUUGUGAUCAUAGUUGCACAUUCACCAUUUCUUAUUCUGGGUGUUGGGGUUGAUGAUAUGUUCAUAAUGAUUUCUGCAUGGCAGAAGACUAGCCUCAGGGACAACAUAAAACAGCGGCUGUCCAAAGUCUGUUCCAAAGUGGCUGUGUCGAUUACAAUCACCACCAUCACCAACGUCCUGGCCUUCUAUACAGGGAUUAUGACCUCUUUCAGGUCCGUAAAAUACUUUUGCAUCUAUACAGGAACAACCCUGCUCUUCUGUUAUUUCUAUAACUUCAUCUGUUUUGGAGCAUUUAUGGCUCUGGAUGGUAAAAGAGAAGUAGUCUGUCUACGCUGGUUGAAAAAGCCAGAAACUCCUGACCAAAAAUGUUCCUCAUUGAAAAGGUCCUGCUGUCUCCCAUGUGAUUCUCUCCCGGAUGAACAAGAAACUGAUAUCCAUCCAAUGAAUUUGUUCUUUCGAGACUAUUUUGGCCCUUUUCUCACAAGCACUGGGUCCAAAUUUUUUGUAGUGCUUAUAUACAUUUUGUACAUGAUAAGUAGUAUCUAUGGGUGUUUCCUAGUGCAGGAAGGUUUAGACCUUCGAAAUUUGGCAAGUGACGAUUCCUACAUCACACCAUAUUUUAAUGUAGAAGAAGAAUAUUUUUUGGAUUAUGGUCCCAGGGUUAUGGUUAUUGUUACUGAAACUCUUGACUACUGGGAUAAAGAUGCUAGGCAAAAACUGGAAAUAUGUCUGGCAGAUUUGGAAAACAGUGACUAUGUAGGUAAAAAUCUCACAGAGUUUUGGUUACGAGAGUAUGUGCAAUAUAUGGAAAACAGCAAGCAAGAUGUAAAUGAUAAGGACACUUUUAUGAACGGUUUGCCCAAUUUUUUAACACAUUUUCCACUUUUUGUGUAUGAUAUUAAUAUUUCAUCAUCACAUGAAAUCAUUUCUUCCCGGGGCUUCAUUCAGACCAUGGGUGUUUCUUCUUCAACCGAUAAGAAGAUGAUGUUAUCCCAGUUACAAAGCAGAGCCGAAAAGUGCGAAAUUCCCCUAAUGGUGUAUAACCAUGCAUUCAUAUAUUUUGAUCAGUAUACCGCAGUAUUAGAAAACACUCGAAAUGUCAUUGUUGCAUCAACCGCUAUGUUCAUUGUUUCCUUAUUGUUAAUUCCUCAUCCACUGUGUUCCUUGUGGGUAACUUUUACUAUUGCUUCUAUGGUUGUGGGAGUAAUGGGUUUCAUGGCAUUCUGGAAUGUCAAUCUUGAUUCCAUAUCCACGAUUAAUCUUGUCAUUUGCAUAGGGUUUUCUUUCGAUUUUUCUGCACACAUUUCUUAUGCAUUUGUUUCCAGCUCUAAGCCCUCAGUAAACCAAAAAGCAAUUGAGGCAUUGUAUCUGCUAUGCUACCCAAUGUUACAAAGUGCACUUUCAACAGUAAUAGGGGUGUGUGUUUUAUCUGUAGCUAAAGCAUACAUCUUCAGGACAUUUUUUAAGAUUAUGUUUCUUGUUAAGGUAUUUGGGGCUGCUCAUGGACUAACAUUUAUUCCAGUAUUCUUAACUUUUUUUUGA
This is a messenger RNA of Leptonychotes weddellii (Weddell seal), 1593 nucleotides long. The record is from RefSeq and is a predicted model, not a curated record. NCBI's taxonomy places the organism in Eukaryota, Metazoa, Chordata, Mammalia, Carnivora, Phocidae.